GAAUUUGUCACUGGACGUCGGCAUUCUACCAUGAUGCACUAGUAUAUUAAUCAGCAAAGAGCAUAAAAAGGCUUUCCGGAAACUUACUUUUGAAGUAUAUUCACGUACAUACGAUUAAUCGAAACACCAUUGGAAAACACUCAUUGUGCUUGAUCAGAACAGCGCAAUUCAACUGCUGCUUCAGUGAUGUUGAUCGGAAUGAUGGAACAUUUUCCGCACCAAUGACAGGCGUGCUACUGAAGCUUGUGAUCAAUGACUGGCCGAUGCUUGAUAAGCACUUUGUCAUUAGCCAACGCAACUGACCCCUUCCGCCCCAUUUUCUCCAAAAUAGUUUGUCUCACGGAAGACAAUCGAGAGGCACUUCAAUGCCAAGGACAUCUGCUCUAGUGAUUAAGCCCCAUAAGCAAACGGGACGAAUAGUUUGGAGAAAUACCAGAUCAUUUGGAAUGUGCGAAUGGAUUCAACGGUCAAACUGAACCAUCACGCUUCCGAAAGCAUUUCCUCCGCGAUACGCAGUGACCACACGCUUACAACAAUGGACACGAAUACAAAAGUAACCAAUUCCCUGUUGUCUUCGGUCAACCCAACUCCCGUUCCUUGUGGUCAGUGUACCACUGCGCAGCCGGUAAUUAUUACGACCCCGGCGUUGCAGCUGGCGCAGCUUGCUCAUUCCGGUCACGUAGUAGUUGGAGGUUCACGGCCUACCCACGCUUUAAUACAGGGUUCCGGAGUUCCAGCUCUGUUCGAUACCCUCAUCCAUAGAGGUUUGCCAUCUCGUUCCGCUCUGGUUGCUGCUUCCAACCUACGUGAGGUCCAAACACUGCCGCGGUCCAUGGACCAUGUGAUACACCAAACAGGACAGAGGUACCAACCCGUUGUGUUGGCCAACCAAGCAGGCAACGCAGCCGUCCUACCAGCGAUGCAUGCUGGUCAGUCGUACCAAGUACUCGCUUAUCCUGUGCAUCAACAGGCGAGCGGAUCCGUGCAUUCUAGUGGACAAAAGCAGUCUAGUGUCCCAGUCUCCUCAAGCGUAGUGCUUGCAAGUGUCGUGGUCCCGGACGGAUCCAGUGGCGAAGCAAACAAUCCUGUGAGAAUGGCUCACGUGGUGUCAGCCAACGGAUUGCCGGCAACGACGACCACGCAGUUGGUUGUUUACUAUCCACAACAUGUGUCCGGAAUUGUUACACAGUCAACCAGCAUAACGAACCACCGCGCAGGUGAUGAACAAGCGAAUACGGCCCCCACAGUGUAUUAUGCCGUGGCGCCUUCCGACUUACUUCGACAACUACAGGGUAAUCAUCCUGUGCCAACCGAUCUAAACAUGCGUCAGCAAUUAUUAUCAACUCCGUCAGGCCUUGUGCUGCUACAGCAACAUGGACCCGGGCUAACAGGCUUCAAACCGCAUCUCAAUGUUCCACAGAAACAAUUGCUGGGCGACACCGAGAGCUCUGUUUUGCCGAAGCAAUCGCGGGCCGAAACGGGACAAAGAGGCGGAUUAAUUUGCACCUGCCCUCCAGAGGUACACCAAGCCAUCUUUGAACAGCAACGUCGACAACAACAGCUACUGCAUCAUGGACAAUCGUCACAGUCAUCCGUGAAGGCAAGUGAAUGCGAACAACAACCGCACGUUGAGGGAAAGACAGAAAAUAGAUCCUAUCCGAAAAUGCUGGAAAACGGUGGCUCAUUAAGGCACUUCCACGAGAAACCAUCGGACACCGCCAAUCGACACGUGGGAUCCCAUGGCGUGCAGCAUCAAACGACUGACUCAUGUUGCCCGGUGAAGCUUCAAAAUCACUUCGAUCCCACCCAACUACCCUUAGCCAGUGAAGAAAAGGCAGAAAAAGAGGCACACGUCAACUACCUGGUGACUUUGUUCAAGGCAUUGAAGGCAUCUGGAGUACAAACUGAGGCAUUCGUAAGCGCAUUCAGACGGGCGGAACUGUGUUCACAAGGAGAAAAGCACCGUCGGUUAUUGAUAGCAAACAAAGUUCAACUGGAAGAGUGCCGCCAAUCGAUCGACUACCUACGUCAAUUGCAUAAAAAGUUCAAACAAAAGAUUUCGAUGGAGUUGAAAACGUGUCGAGAGCAUACAGUGAAACUGUUGAAUCACUGGAACACGCAAGUUAGUGUCUGUUCAGAUCCCGGAUUAAAAGCGGUGCGUGAAGAUCGCGCAUCCCUAGACCGAAUGUUGACAGAUCUGCGGGAAUCUAAAGCCAGUUUGGUUGAACAACUGCACGAUCUUGAGUGCGUUAUUGAACAGACCGGCAAGGAUGUGCUUCAACACCGAUGCCGCAUUACACUACCGUACGUGCAGACGUUAGACAGUCGCCUGGAUUCCAUCACUCGAGCGGUCGGUUCCACGUGUGUGAUUUACCCUGAGAUCCGCCAGCGUUUAGUGAACCAGCAGGAGGCAGAACUCAGAGCCAUUGAGCUGGAGAAAAGACUCCUGGAUGAGCAGCUACACCAACUGGAGGAUAUCGGUGAAAAAGGCAAACGAAUCAAAGGAACAAUAUUGACACUUCGACGACUAGCCAAUGAUCCGCUUACCGAGAGUAAAGUCUGCGCACUUUCCUCUGUUGUUCUAAAGGCCCGGAGAAAUCGCGGAUUAGACGAAAGUGUUGCUUCGGAGCCUGAGCCUGAUUCAGAUAUUUUGCAUGAACCUGUACUGGAGGAACGCCGUAGUCAGAUCGAGAAGCAACUUGGCGAGGUUCGCUCACAGCAGAAGCGUGAGCUCGAAUCUAGUGAAGCUUUGCUUAAAGAGCUACUAAGGCAAAAAGAUGUUGAGACUUCCUGUGCAGUGAAGAAUGAAAAGUCGAGAACGACGGAAGAGCAAGACCUGAAUACACUAGGGCACGAAAGACCCUCCGCAAUGCGUCAAACCCUAGGAAAAUCAAAAUACGAAACGACGAUCAAUGAUGAUGCGGAGGCAGCGUACGAACAGCUGCUACGACAAGAGGCCGAAAAAUUUCGUCUAUCGAAUGAUUCGGUUACUCGUCCCAAGGUUGGAACUAUGCCCUUAUCCCUCAGUUUGAAGCCCGGUGGAAACAUUUGGUAACUAUUUCUCUAUUGUCAGCAAAAAUGCAUUUUGUGAGCGAAUUCGGAGGUGAAUGCUUUAUUCCGUAAAAUGUAAGCAAAAUUCCGCUGCUAUUUUUGAUACGGACUCCACUUUUUUCUCUCAAUUUGAAUAGACCAGGCUUCCACGGACAGUGUCAUGCUGUGAACUAUCCUUUACUGGUAUGUACAUCUAAGCUCUCAACGUAAGUGGUCGUAAUUCAAAACUGCUCAGCAUUUCAUUUCCC
Messenger RNA from Dicrocoelium dendriticum, 3299 nucleotides. The record is from the annotation of a GenBank genome assembly. Lineage: Eukaryota; Metazoa; Platyhelminthes; Trematoda; Plagiorchiida; Dicrocoeliidae.